Messenger RNA from Kogia breviceps (pygmy sperm whale), 1044 nucleotides. RefSeq names its product cell surface glycoprotein CD200 receptor 1-like. Gene Ontology annotation, molecular function: signaling receptor activity. The record is from RefSeq and is a predicted model, not a curated record. NCBI's taxonomy places the organism in Eukaryota, Metazoa, Chordata, Mammalia, Artiodactyla, Physeteridae. Gene Ontology annotation, biological process: regulation of neuroinflammatory response. Gene Ontology annotation, cellular component: external side of plasma membrane.
AUGCAUAGUCCUCUCUUUACUCCAUAUGUCUUUUCAGAAUGCAUAAGUGCAGUAAUGGAAGAUCUUGUUACAUCAAACAACUCAUUAAUGCAGCAGAUGGGCAAGGACAAUUACAGUUGGGCUUCAACAAUUACUUCAUCUAUGGUCAGAAAGCAGAGCACUGUAACACCUCCUGCAGAAGUUAACACUUCACUAUCUGUACUAGUGGGUACAAAGGCUGUGCUCUCUUGCCCACUUGCGCUGCGGACAAGUAUGCUGCUAACAACAUGGGAAAUAGUUCUCAGGGACAAGUUGCCCUGCUUCAGAGCCUUCAGGGGUGAUACAAAUGAGACCAAGGGAGGAAACUGUACCGACGAGAGAAUAACCUGGGCCUCCAGACUUGACGAGAAUCCUGCCCUUCAGAUUGAUCCAGUGGCCGUCACUCAUGAUGGGUAUUACAGUUGUCAAAUGGUAACACCUAAUGGGAAUUUCCAUCGUGGAUAUCACCUCCAAGUGUUAGUGCCCCCUGAGGUGACCCUGGUUCAAACUGAGAAUGGAACUACAGUGUGCAAGGCAGUUGCAGGGAAACCAGCUGCACAGAUCUCCUGGACCCCAGAGGGAGAUUGUGGCAUUGAGCAAAAACAUCACUGGGGCAAUGGCACAGUGACCAUCCAGAGUACAUGCUACUGGGAGGGCCGCCAUGUACCUAAUGUGUCCUGCUUUGUCUCCCACUUGACUGGCAACAAGAGUCUGUCCAUAGAGCUGGAUCAAGAUGCCAAAACAUCAGCACCUUUAAGAAUUUUACCUAUCGUCCCCCCUAUUUUUAUUAUCUUGGUCAUCGUUGGAUCCAUUUGGCUUUUGAAAAUCAGUGGCUGCAGAAAAUGUAAAUUGAAAAAAACAGAACAUACUUCAGUUGUUGAGGAGGAUGAAAUGCAGCCCUAUGCCAGCUACACAGAGAAGAACAAUCCACUUUAUGAUACUACAAACAGGGUGAAGAUGUCUAAGUUGUUACAAAGUGAAGUUGAUGGGAUGAGUCUCCAUACUGUAUAUGUUCCUGAAGUGUAG